Vigna unguiculata (cowpea) is the source of this 1654-nucleotide messenger RNA. Its product is annotated as serine decarboxylase-like. The record is from RefSeq and is a predicted model, not a curated record. Lineage: Eukaryota; Viridiplantae; Streptophyta; Magnoliopsida; Fabales; Fabaceae. Gene Ontology annotation, molecular function: pyridoxal phosphate binding; carboxy-lyase activity. Gene Ontology annotation, biological process: carboxylic acid metabolic process.
CACAUUUUCUAUGAGAUGUGGCGAUUAUAAAUCCGGAUCCUGUCCCCUCAUUAACCAAGACCCUUCCUUUUCACCCUUUAUGAUUGAUUGUUCAAUCUUUUCAUUAGAAGGUGCUUCUGGGCUGAAAGAAAAAUAUCAGCUUUUGUAGUUCAGACCAUAGUUGCUUCAUAUAAUUUCUUGUGCUGCAAGUAGCAAGAUGGCUGGAAGUGUUGAUGUUUUAGCUCCUGAUUCCAGCAUUAAUGGAACAACGAAAUCUUUGUCUGAGGUUUUCAAUUCCAAGGCUUUUAUAUCAGAUCAUGUGCCACUCGUAGCAGGAGAGAAUGGCAUUGGCAAGGGAGAGGCUCAGAAUGGUACAGAAAAUGGGGAGAGAAAAAUUGUACUGGGAAAAAAUAUUCAUACCAUGUGCCUUGAAAUUUCGGAGCCUGAUAUAGAUGAUGAGGUUACUGGUGAAAGGGAAGCUUAUAUGGCAAGUGUGUUGGCUAAAUACAAAAAAUCUCUGACUGAAAGGACCAAAUAUCAUUUAGGUUACCCCUAUAAUUUGGAUUUUGACUAUGAGGCACUCUCUCAACUUCAGCACUUUUCCAUCAACAACUUGGGAGAUCCAUUUAUUGAAAGCAAUUAUGGUGUCCACUCCAGGCAGUUUGAGGUUGGUGUUUUGGACUGGUUUGCACGGUUGUGGGAAUUGGAGAAAGAUGAGUACUGGGGCUAUAUAACAAACUGUGGCACAGAGGGCAAUCUCCAUGGAAUCCUUGUUGGGAGAGAGGUUUUCCCAGAUGGGAUUUUAUAUGCCUCACAGGAGUCACAUUAUUCUGUUUUCAAAGCUGCUCGUAUGUACAGAAUGGAAUGUGUGAAGAUUGACACUCUUUGUUCUGGUGAGAUUGAUUGUGAUGAUUUCAAGGCCAAGCUUCUUUGUCACAAGGACAAGCCAGCAAUUGUGAAUGUGAACAUAGGUACAACUGUGAAAGGAGCUGUGGAUGACCUUGAUCUGGUUAUAAAGAAACUUGAAGAAGCAGGAUUUUCACAUGACAGGUUCUACAUUCAUUGUGAUGGAGCUCUGUUUGGUCUCAUGUUACCUUUUGUGAAACGUGCUCCAAAAGUUUCAUUCAAGAAGCCUAUAGGGAGUGUGAGCGUUUCUGGGCACAAGUUCGUGGGGUGCCCAAUGCCCUGUGGCGUGCAGAUAACGCGAUCGGAGCAUGUGAAGGCUCUUUCGAGGAACGUGGAGUAUCUUUCUUCGAGGGACGCGACGAUCAUGGGAAGCAGGAACGGGCACGCGCCGAUAUUCCUCUGGUACAAUCUAAACAUGAAAGGGUACAGAGGGUUUCAGAAAGAGGUGCAGAAGUGUUUGCGCAAUGCACACUACUUCAAAGGUAGGCUUGUGGAUGCAGGCAUUGGAGCAAUGCUGAACGAGCUGAGCAGCACCGUUGUGUUCGAGAGACCGCACGAUGAGGAGUUCGUGCACAGGUGGCAGUUGGCAUGCGAAGGAAACAUUGCUCAUGUGGUGGUGAUGCCGAAUGUCACCAUAGAGAAGCUUGAUGAUUUUCUGAAUGAACUGGUGCAGAAGCGUGAAGAGUGGUUCCGAGAUGGCAAGUGCCAACCUUAUUGCAUAGCUUCUGCUGUGGGACACAAAAAUUGCCUCUGUGCUAUCCAUAGGUGA